Messenger RNA from Debaryomyces fabryi, 864 nucleotides. RefSeq names its product protein kinase. The annotation marks the transcript as partial. The transcript has a single exon. The record is from RefSeq and is a predicted model, not a curated record. Gene Ontology annotation, molecular function: ATP binding; protein serine/threonine kinase activity. NCBI's taxonomy places the organism in Eukaryota, Fungi, Ascomycota, Pichiomycetes, Serinales, Debaryomycetaceae. Gene Ontology annotation, cellular component: preribosome, small subunit precursor; cytosol. Gene Ontology annotation, biological process: maturation of SSU-rRNA; protein phosphorylation.
AUGUCAAUGAACGACAUAACUGAGAAAGUUAAGGAUAUCGAAGUUUAUUCUUCAGAUACUGAUUCUUCGGACAGUGAAUUUGAAAUAUCAGAAGGUCAAAAUGAUAGUGGUAAAUCGAAGACUAUAACAGAUAAAGGUGAAAUUAUUGCUAAAUACUCGGACAAGAUUAAAACUGAAGAUAUAAAGAAAGGUACAAAAGUAACGAAAGACAGAGCAAAUAGGGCUACGGUUGAACAGGUAUUGGACCCUAGAACCAUGAGAUUUCUUGCAAAGAUUAUCAAUAAAGGUGUUUUAUCAAGAAUAAAUGGAUGCAUCAGUACAGGUAAGGAAGCUAAUGUUUACCAUGGAGACCAUGAAAAUCCAGAAGUUUCGGAUAGAGAGUAUGCAGUAAAAAUUUAUAAGACUUCGAUUUUAGUCUUCAAAGACAGAGAAAGAUACGUAGAUGGAGAGUUUCGAUUCAGAAAUACGAAGAACCAAAGUAAUCCUAGAAAAAUGGUCAAAGUGUGGGCAGAGAAGGAAUUUCGUAAUUUAAAGCGGUUGUAUUUGAAUGGUAUUCCGUGUCCUGAACCAAUAGAAUUGAGGUCUCAUGUUUUGGUGAUGGAAUACUUAACAAAGGGUAACGCUCAACCUUCUCCUAAACUCAAAGAUCACCCAUUUAAAGACGUUGAAGAAAUUGUACACUACUAUCAUCAAAUGUUGUAUUAUAUGAGAAGAAUGUAUCAGGAAUGCAGGUUAGUGCAUGCAGAUUUAAGUGAGUACAACUCAAUUGUCCAUAAUGACAAAUUAUAUAUCAUCGAUGUUUCGCAAUCAGUCGAGCCAGAACAUCCUAUGGCAUUAGAUUUCUUGAGAAUGGAUAUCAAGAAU